AUGGCGACAGACGCUGUGGUUUCCUUUGCGGUUGAAAGGAUCGGUGACAUGCUCAUUCAAGAAGCAAUUUUCUUGAAGGGGGUACGGGGGAAAGUGGAGAGGCUGCAGAAAGAUCUAAGGGCGAUGAAAUGCUUCUUGGAAGAAGCGGAGAAGAAGCAAGAAGAAGAUUUAAGAGUGCGCAAGUGGGUUUCCGAAAUCCGUGAUGUGGUUUAUGAUGUUGAGGACAUCAUAGACAUGUUCAUCCUGAAUGCAGAGUCCCUGAGAACAGACUACUUUCUCAAGCGUGUCUUCAAGAAGUUGAUAAACCGCCAUAAGGUUGGCAAGAAAAUUGAAGACAUCCAACUGACCCUCCAAGACAUCUCAAAUAGGCGGGAGGCUCUAGGAAUAAAAAAUAUUGGAGAAGGAACAAGCGGUUCGGGUCAAAUGUUGCAGGAUCUAAGACGCUCCUCUCCUCGUGCAGAAGAGCGUGUCAUCGUGGGCCUUACACAGGAGGCACAUAAGCUAGUGGAGCAGCUGAUCGGAGGAGGCCAAAGACGCCGCGUGAUUUCUUUGGUAGGAAUGGGCGGCAUAGGCAAAACCACCCUUGCCAAGAAGGUCUAUAAUCAUGAAAAAAUUGUGGAACACUUUCCAGAAUUUCGUGCCUGGAUUUAUGUAUCCCAAGAUUGUAGACCCAGAGAGGUUUAUAUGCAAAUUAUUAACCAGGUUUCUGAACCGACUAAAGAGCAAGCAGAAAUGAUAGAGAAGUAUGGUGAGAACGAGUUGGGGGAUUUCCUUCAUGAUCAUUUGAAGGAGAAAAAAUAUUUGAUAGUUCUGGAUGAUGUAUGGAGGUGUGCCGAUUGGGAUUUUCUUGCAAAAGUGAGCAGCAACGAUCCUGAUUGCCUUGGAAAUGUUUUUCCCGAUGGGAGUAACGGCAGCAGAUUACUUCUUACAACUCGAUAUAAGGAUGUUGCUUUGCAUGCAGAUGCUCGAACUAUUCCCCUUGAAAUGCGGCUUCUUUCGAAACAAGAGAGCUGGGACUUGUUUUGUCGGAAGGCGUUCCUUGAUGCUGAUAGCGAGAGGUAUCCUCCAGAUUUGAAGGAACUUGGGGAAGAGAUGGUGGGCAAAUGUAAAGGUUUGCCAUUGGCCAUCGUUGUAUUGGGGGGUUUGCUGUCAAGAAAUAUGUCACAUACAGAAUGGAAGCAGGUGCAUGAUAACAUUAGUGCACACCUUGAUAAAGAAGGCCAAAUGGGAGUAAUGACAAUGCUAAACCUGAGCUACAUCGACUUGCCCCAUUACUUGAAACCGUGCUUUCUUCAUUUAAGUCUCUUCCCAGAAGAUUACGUGAUCUCCUCAAGAAAACUGCUCCUUUUAUGGACUGCUGAGGGUUUUGUGCGAGAACAAGAUGACCGAAGAAUGAAAGACAUGGCUGAGGUUUACUUGAAUGAGUUAAUCAAUAGAAACUUGAUUCAAGUAGUGAGAAUGAGUGUUAAUGCAAGGGUUAUGAAAUGUCGAGUUCAUGACCUUAUACGAGAGUUGGCUAUUGAAAAGGCAAAAGAGCAAAACUUCAUGGGAACUAGUAUUGCAGAUCCUCUAUCCCCCUCCGCCAAUUUAUCUCUCUUUUCAUCUAAAUCCCGUCGACGAAGUAUUUAUUCUGACUUUGAGAGGCACAACCUUCAACCAAUGGAUCAAGAACGAUUCAAGCAACUUAACUUGCCUUGA
This is a messenger RNA of Vitis vinifera (wine grape), 1698 nucleotides long. Its product is annotated as putative disease resistance protein At1g50180. Gene Ontology annotation, biological process: defense response to other organism. NCBI's taxonomy places the organism in Eukaryota, Viridiplantae, Streptophyta, Magnoliopsida, Vitales, Vitaceae. Bases 1 to 1698 code for a protein of 565 amino acids. Gene Ontology annotation, molecular function: ADP binding. The transcript has 2 exons. The record is from RefSeq and is a predicted model, not a curated record.